UUUUUUUACCUUUAUUUAAGUCAAAGGUUAGUUGAAGAUAGAUCCGGUUACCUAUUUGCAUCCGUUUAACAUUAUUUCGUACCGAUUACAUAGUCGGUUGUUAAUAAAAUUAUAACAGAUAUUCUAGUUUUGCUGUCAAAAUGGCUGAGUGGUUGGCAUUAUUUUGUUUUGUGUGGUAAGGCUCACAUCAGAUUCUGCAAAUUUCAGUUGAGAGCGGGCUUUAGCGUAGUAUUGUUUGCUGACGUAGAUAUUAUUUAUUAUUAACACAAUACGACAAGUGUCUCUGUUCAAUUUGCAAAUUAACUUGCUGAAGUCUACAUUCGCCGGUAUUCGAGAACAUUAAAAACAGCAGCUGUGACAAUGAAUCCACCAAAUGAAUCACGUAAACAGGAGGAGCAAAGUGCUAGUGGUAAUUUGUGUAAGGAAUCAGAAGAAUUACCACCUUUAGCAAUAUUCCAUCAUCCAUUUAAGCCGUCAGUAAUGGCGCCUGACUUUGCCAUGAUGCAUUCGGAAAGAUCAACUAAGAAUUCUGUUGUAUCUCAGCUCUUAGAGGGAAUGAUGAAAUGUCAAAUUCAAGACGUAAAGUCUGAGAAUAAGAAAGUUAUUUCAAAUGUUGAAGAUUUACCACCUCCACUACCUCCACUACCGGAAAAACGGACUGUUUCAGGAUCCUCAAUGGUUAAUGACGAUUCUUCGCAUCCGACUGUAACAAUAGAUGGUAGUGGUGAAAUAAGUAAUAUACCACCAAAUGUUUUAACCGAUUCAUAUGGUAUUCUUGAAUUACAAAGAUUAUUGGAGAAAUUUAAGCGCAAUCCUGAAUCUACCCACCUAGGAAUGGGAAUCGAUUUGACAAAAAUCGGUAUAGAUGUAAUGUCUGAUAAACCAAUUAUUGAACAUUUUAAUAUUGAUUUAGACAAUUUCUUUAAUCCUGUAAAUACAUCACCAAACGAGCAAACGAAAUCUUUUAAUGAGCCUUUAAAUUGUGUUGAUGUAAGGAAAAUGACUGAGGAGGUUUUGUUUUAUAAUUUUUGUUCUACCACAGAAGAAAGCGUAAGAGUAAUGGUUACAACAGAAUUGCUUGAUAGAAACUGGCGUUUCCACUGUGUUAUCAAAUGUUGGCUUCAGUUAAUCCCAGGGGAAAUUUAUGUUUAUGAUGGACCCACAAUUAGUGGUACCUUUAAAGUAUUGGAUGAAUUAGAAUAUGGAGUUUUGGAUAGAUAUUUUGUGAUCAAUAUAAAUGAUCUAGGAUCGACAGAGCUACUACAUUAACCACUAAUAAGUAGCUAAACUUAAAUUAAGGCAUUAAUAGACAUUUUUGCUAGUCUAUCAUAAGUAUUCAAAAUAUAAAUAAUAAG
Molecule: messenger RNA, 1355 nt
Organism: Teleopsis dalmanni
Lineage: Eukaryota; Metazoa; Arthropoda; Insecta; Diptera; Diopsidae
Product: regulator of gene activity-like
Exons: 3
Coding region: 361-1269 (302 amino acids)
Biological process (GO): regulation of DNA-templated transcription; nuclear-transcribed mRNA poly(A) tail shortening
Cellular component (GO): CCR4-NOT core complex; P-body
Source: RefSeq, a predicted model, not a curated record